Acanthoscelides obtectus is the source of this 1471-nucleotide messenger RNA. NCBI's taxonomy places the organism in Eukaryota, Metazoa, Arthropoda, Insecta, Coleoptera, Chrysomelidae. The record is from the annotation of a GenBank genome assembly.
CUGAGGGUGAUAUUACUGUUUACUUCUCAGCUACUGAUAAACGCAUUGUUUAAGUGAAAAAGUGCGAGUAUUUUCUUGAAAUUUGUAGUGCACCUAAGUCUAUGUGAUUUGUGGUAUGUACUCUUAAAUUCGAUUUGAUUGCCGUGUGCAGUGUGAUGUUCUUUUAAUAGCACCACCAGUGAAUUUCUGAGUAAAAUAUCCAAGCAAAAACCACUCCACGCUGUCUAGUUGUUUUUCGACUCAGCGGCGUGCGCUCAGUUCCAAUGGUUGAGGUAGCAGUAUGUCUGGUAAAAAUAAGCAACCAGACAUAGACAUGCGAUGCGAGGCUUGUGAAGAGGAUAUCCGUAAAGGCAGUGCAAAGAUAAAAUGUUGUAAUCUAAAUUGUGAAGUUACCCUACAUCAGAAAUGCUUCCUAUCGAUUGCCAAAGUUAUAAAACUAGAAAAAUCCGACUGGCUGUGCAAGAACUGCGAUGAAGAUAGUCACACAUCAACCACAACCGUGAUAUCGAAUAGCGAUGGAGAUGUAAUUAAGGAGCUUGCUAAAGUGAAGAGUGAUGUUCGGCUACUAACUGAUCUUGUGAAUGAGUUAAAAUCUACUAACAAAAUUUUGCUCAAUAAAAUUGAACAAAUUACAUCCAGCAGGUUUCCCGAUGUACAAAUACAGCAGAAUACUGAACUUCCCGUACCUUAUAGUCAGGUUGUGUAAAAAACUGUAAGCAAUCAUUCCAAGUCUGUUUUAAUUAUUACGUCAAAAAAACUCCGAGGUUUUAAAUACUGUUAAAGCGAAUGUUAACCCUGCUGCCGAGAAAAUAAGUAUCAAUGGUGUUAAGCUUAUAAAAAAUGGAAUGUUGAUUACUUGCUCUAACGAAGAAUCUUUAGAAAAACUUAAGGGUGUAGUUCAGAAUAAGUUUAACAGUAAGUAUAAAGUAACAACUCCCAAACCCUUUAAACCCCGUCUCUUGAUUACUGAUGUUGAUAAAUCACUAGAUGACAGAAACACUUUCCUCGAAUCAAUAGUCCAAAAUAAUGAUUACUUGGCUGAUUGUGAUAUAAAGGUGAUAUCUGUUCUAAAGUUAAAAUAUUCGUUGAGUUAUAUAGUAGAGGUUGAUCCUGAUGUGAGGAAAAUCAUAAUUACUCGUGGCUUUUUGUAUACCUCUUGGAAAAAGUGUUUUGUCCGUGACCAUAUUUCAGUAAUUAGGUGCUUUAGCUGCUCUCGAUUCGGUCAUGUGAAAAAAGAUUGCAAAAAUAAGUCUGUGUGCUCGUUAUGUUCUAAUGACCAUGAUGAGAAAGAUUGUAACUCUGUUAGUAAGAAAUGUGUGAAUUGCUGUGUAUAUAAUAAUUAUAUGAAAAGUCAUUCUAGAGAUUUUAAGCCAUAUUCAGUCGAUCAUGCUGCAUCAGACAGACAAUGUCCAUGUUUUUUAAAGAAAUCUGCUGAAUUAAAAUCUAGAAUUGACUAUGGCUAGGCUUAAUA